Messenger RNA from Acinonyx jubatus (cheetah), 5108 nucleotides. RefSeq names its product prostate androgen-regulated mucin-like protein 1 (gene PARM1). The transcript has 4 exons. The coding region runs from base 92 to 1024 and encodes 310 amino acids. Lineage: Eukaryota; Metazoa; Chordata; Mammalia; Carnivora; Felidae. Gene Ontology annotation, cellular component: plasma membrane; early endosome; Golgi apparatus. The record is from RefSeq and is a predicted model, not a curated record.
CUCCCGCGGCACCCAGCCGGGCAGAGGAGGAGCCGUACGCGCCCGGAGCGCUCGGUCAUUCCCGGAGCUCGGCACCGAACACCCGGGUACCAUGGUCUGCACGACUCUCUUCGCUCUCUGCAUCUUCACGGCAGGGCUGAGGGUCCAGAGCCUGCCUACAUCAGGCCCCUUGCCUCUUUCUCUUCCGACAAACAUCUCGUUGACCGGCAUCUGGACAAGCUCUCCGCAAAGCCCCCCUGCCUCCCCGACCACUGGCACAUCCGUCUUCCCAGUUACGACCUCGGCUCCAACACCUACACUCCCCAAGAACGUUUCCGUAGAGCCCAGAGAGGAGGACACCAGCCUCCCGGCCUCUCACUGGGAACGCAAGAACACAGACCCCUCCCCAACAAGCGGGGGGCUGCACUUAACACCCACGCCCUCAGAACACAGCUCAGGCACUCCCAAGGCAAGUGUGCCACCCACAGGGUCGCAGUCCCCCUCUGAGACCCCAGCUCAGUCCCCCGCUGAGUCCCCCACGGAGUCUCCUGCACUCACCUCCCCUCAGGCUGCAGCCUCAUCACCUCCACCCCUGUCAACCUCACCCCCGGAGGCUUCGUCUGCCUCCUCUGCCAGCACCAACCACAGCUCUGCUGAGACCAGCCUCAAGCCCACAGGAGCCCCAGCCACACCAGAGUCCCCAGCAGAAGAGCACAGCUCUGACCACACACCCACUUCGCAUGCCACGGCAGAGCCUGUGCCCACGGAGACGACGCCCCAAGCGACAGUGCCGGCCAAAGUGACCUGUAUGCUGAUCGACGUCGAGACCACUGCCUCCCCCGGGGUGAUCAUGCAGGAAGUGGAGCAUGCUCUAAGUUCAGGCAGCAUCGCCGCCAUUACGGUGACUGUCAUUGCCGUGGUAUUGUUGGUGUUCGGAGUUGCAGCGUAUCUGAAGAUCAGGCAUUCCUCCUACGGAAGGCUUCUGGAUGAUCACGACUACGGAUCCUGGGGAAACUACAACAACCCUCUGUACGACGACUCCUAACGAAGGAACAUGGCUGGGAUGAGAAAUAACUGUUCUUUAUUUAUAAGUGCUUUCCCAGUAGAAUUAAUACAAGUACCUGAUGCGCAUCGCGCGACAAUCUUAAGCCCUGUUUUGUUGGUUUGGUUGUUUUGUUUUCCUCCCUCUCCUCUGGCUGCUGUAACUUCCCCUUUCUGGUACAAAAAGAAUCUUUGUUUUAAGGUGAGUGGAGGCUUAUCUGCAGCCAAAAUGGGCCAGCCUGGAGCCGGAGCCACAGGCCAGACCACCGUGGUGGAGGCUUCUGGACCCACCACAGGAUCCACUGGAAGAGGGACUGAGGGCCAGGGAUUGAGUUGUUUUGUGUCGGGGGUGGGGGGGGGGGGUUACUUUGGGAGGGACUUCUUGUUUGUGGCAUUUCUUAUACUUUUAUUUAGGAAAUUCUAUUAAAUCUCAGUGAGGGGCAAGGAAAUGAGUACUGGGAGGAUUUCGCCCUGCAAGUGAGGAAGCAGGGGCUGCUCGGAUUCCUUUUUAAUCUGUUUUUACCUAGUUGUAUCUGACAGGAUGCCUGCUUGGCUCUACAAGCUGGAUCCCGGCUUCUUCACUGCCUCAUUAAUGGAAGAGGAAACUAGAAGGUGACCUGGAGGAGGCCAGCAAGCCGAAGGACAGUAGCAUGUUGCUGUCAGAGCUCAGCGUGCCCUCUUAUCUGUUCUCCCCUCCAGGCCACCCAUCUCUGCUAAGGAUGCUCAUUCUAGUCGGCUGCGGCUGGGAUCGCGGCCCCCAGGCUCUCCGUGGGAGAGGGCUGUGACAUGAGUUUAGUUAUCGGAGAGAAAGGGGGAGCGUGUGUGCGAGUGAGCGUGCGGUGGGGCAGUGGGGGAGGCUGGGAGGGCAGGCUGGGAGCAGACAAGCACUGAGUGCCGCGUUAAGGAAACUAGGAAUCGGCCCUCAAUAACUGAGUCAUCCACUGCUUGGAGGGGCGUCUGGAAUCCUUGCUUUAUACCCAUGAAACAGCUGGUCCACUGCCUUCCGGUCUGUUGGUUAAUGGCUGUAAACUUUUUUUUUUUUUUUAAGGGUAAAGGCAUUAGUCUAUAUGCAGUUGUUCAGGGAGGCAAUUCCAUAGGAAACAGACACCAUGAGUAAUCCGUGCAUUCUUCCCAUACACUUACCUCACUAAUUCUGCCCUUUAAUUAAUGAGCACUCUUAGGUAUACAGUCUUAAGACCCUACAACUUGAAUUUUGAGAAGGAACCGAUCAUGUUUGCAUAUACCCAUUUAUUGCAGGGGUUCUCAACCGGCAGACAAUUUUGCGUCCCCCAGGAAACAUUUAAAAAUGUCUUGUGACAUUUUUUUGAGUGUCACAACUUGGUGUUCCUAGUAGGUAGGGGCCACAGAUCCACUAAACAACCUACAGGGCACGGGCUAGCCCACUGCAACAAAGAAUCAUCUGGCCCCAAAUGUCAAUAUUAUGGAGAAACCAUGAGUUACUGAAAUGCCCAUCAUUAACAAAACAGGACACUGCCAGAGUAGUAGUAUUUUUUCUUUUUAAUUAAAUGAAACAAUUUGUUAAAUUGUUAUCUAAAAAGUAGUUUGUUGGCUUAUGGAUUGUUUUGGCAUGCGUGGCUGGCUGUGUAUUUCUGUGUGUUCCCUAGAUAGCUUUAUUUCAUGGCUCAAACUCUAUCCUCCCGUAACACCUGAUGUUAGCAAAUGGCAUCUCAUGUCCUGAUUGGAGUGGGAAACUUCCAUGGUUUGGGAAACAUAAAUUGGGCCCUGUUUCAGAAUGUGUUCUGUUGUCCCACAGUGUUUUAAAGAACUUGAAAUGGGAGCAGUUUUUCUUUCUAAACUCGGACCUGCUGCCAUGGCUCUGUUUGGUUUCCAGAAACUUGACCCUCAGGUCAACCUGUCACUCGCUGUGGUCCAGCAAGUACUGACAUGAAAACCAUUGUUGCCACGCUAUUCACAGUUGCCAGGAGGGUUCCACUUUCCACAGCUUGCCAUCCCACACUCUGCAAAGAAAUUAUUCUUCUUAUUAACAAUUUAAUGUUUAUUUCAUUUUUGAGAGAGAGAGAGAGAGAGACAGAGCGUGAGCAUGUGAAGGGCAGAGACACAGAACUCGAAGCAGGAUCCAGGCUCUGAGCUGUCAGCACAGAGCCCGAUGCGGGGCUCGAACUCACGAACCGUGAGAUCAUGACCUGAGCCGAAGUUGGAUGCUCAACCAACUGAGCCACACAGACGCCCCUGCGAAGAAAUUAUUCUUAAAUUCCUUCCAUAUCAAAGGAGAAUGAGCAACCCCCAGAGGUAUUUUACAAUAGGACUAGGUAAUGAGAAGUAGAGUGCCAAGAAUUCUGGUAUCUCUGAUUUAAAAAAAAAAAAAAGUGGACAUUCUCAGAAAAAUGGCCAGGGAUGACCAGUGGUGCCCCCUCUGGCCGUGAUGGGCCUGAAUAGUUGUCUCUCUUCCCUACUCUUAUGCCCUUUAUAAAGCCUAGAGGCUCUCAGUUUAGCAAAGGACAAUUCAGUAAAAACAGGAUAUCCCUUUUAUUUUCUCCCUCCACAAACAUUUUGACAAACUGUCCAUGAAACACCUUCAAAGCGGUGCUCUUCUGGAUAAAUACUGGGUCAGUCAUUAUGCUGGGUCAGAGGGACCAACCUCUUCCCAGGAAAAGCUGACCAGUUAUGAACCACAGACUCAGUAACAUCUGUCCUAACCAAAGUCUUCUGUUGUUCAAGAGCGAUUGGUGGGUUUGUUGCUCCUGUUACUUUCCAAAUCCUUAUGGCAAAGGGAGAGAUCUGGACCUCAGGAAGAUCUGUUCAGCAAGGUGACAGCUUCCCAUAAAAACUCGAACACUCCGUGUUAUGUCAGUAUAAACUACCAUAGGUUGAACCUUAUUUUGCCAAGUGCAUUUUUUUUCUGAGUUGGCCAAAGAAUUUGAACAACUGUAUUCAACAUAGGUUGCUUAACAUACACACACACACACACACACCCCUGAAAUACAUGCUGAUAAUUGAUGCCUAGACAUCAGAGAGUCUGUUCAGGUCUACCCAAGGCAAAUAGCUUCAGCGGAUCUAAAGCAACCACAUUCCUUCCAGGAAUAGGACUAGGUCAAUAAAGCGAUAGAAUGUCAGAGCAGGAGGGAGGCAAGCAGCCUCUUCGAAACCACAGAUUGCAAAUGAUGAACAGUGGGAUCCAACUUUGUCUUCUUUUCUCCUGGCCCCAGUGAAGUCUCUUGCCCUCCCUGGAUGUCUGUCUUCAUUUCUUAAAUGAGGGUGUUGCUUUUACAUUGACCUCACCCCACACUACCUCACAAACGUGUUGUGAGGAUUAAUGAAACGAUGUCUAGUGUUUUCAGUUUCUGGAGAAAAGAUAUUUAUGGACAUUUAAAGUAUUAUGCAGAUAUAUAUAAGGGAUCUCAGUUUCAGUUUCUUGUUUGUUGUGAUACUGGUGUGUUAUUUUCACUUACAUCUAUCAAGCGACAGCUGUUAUCGUAGCCACAUCAGGCAGCUGUCACAGCUAUGAGCUACCCCCCGUGCUGCUGACUGACUGCAGGGUUAGCUGUGCCCAGGACCAGAAUGGUUUCUGUCUCCAAAUGAAAAGAUGUCCCAGGACAUAGGUCUCCCGGACUACUGAGUUAGGAUCCAGGAGGUUAGGGUAACACAGUACAGAUACCUGAGCACUAACAGCGGUAGACCUCUGGCCUUCACCACCCCGAAGUUGUUCUGGGUUCUUUACGGAGUUGAUUCUGGUUUGAAGUCAUCUGUUUGCCCUUCGUCUUGCUUGCAAGGGUGCAUGGUUCAAACCCUCACGGGUGGGAAAUGAAUUUUGCAACUGGGCCGUGUUGAUUUGCACGUUGAUUCACUGAUUCACCUUCUUUGCCUUUAACCUCCUGUUGGCAAAUGAAUGUACCAUUUCAACUUUGAUUUUAAAGCAUUAGUUGAUACUGGUAAUAGUGCUAACCAGAAGACCCAUGCCAGCUUGCUUUCUUGGGGUGAGUUAGCCAACAUCACUUAAAAGAUGGAAAGAUGUGCAACUUCUUUGAUAUUUGAUGUCAUUGUACCUACAUUUGUUGUAAGACAUAUUGCAUACUAAUUAUAUCAAUUAAAGUUGUUAAAAGCCUGCA